AGACGCGCAAAGCAUGCUGGGUCACACUGUAGUUCAACGCCCAAAAUGGCGAUAGUGUUAAAAAGUUAAAAAUGUUACGCCCGAGUUAUUUAUUCUUCUCCACCAGUUCGUUUUGCUGAUAUUGAUACUCCGUCUGAACACAGUGUGCCCACUCCUUAAAUACCAAAGUGUGUGUCUUGUUUAAUAACGAUGUCAAAUUCCAUCUUAAAUUCCCUGCGUGUAAGCCAACCCAUCCCAGGAGCUAUGCUAGGCUAGCCAGCAGGCUAACCAAGCCCUUUUCCAUAAAGUUGUCAGAGGAUGACAAUCAGUAAUGUGUGCUCUCGAAAGAUCUCCUUAUGUUGAUGUGAAUAUGACGAGGACAACGUUGCCGUAGUAGAUAUGGAAGAGGAUGUAAAAAAAGUUAAAAAGCCCGGCAUCGUGUCGCCGUUCAAGCGCGUGUUCCUAAAGGGAGAGCGUGGCCGGGACAAGAAGACCUCGGAGAAGACCACCGAGAGGCGGGCCCUCCACACCUUCUCCCUGUCCCAGCCCGACCACCGCAUCGACCCCGACAUCCUACUCAACGACUACAUCGAGAAGGAGGUCAAAUACCUGGGCCAGCUGACGUCCGUGCCAGGCUACCUCAACCCCUCCAGUCGGACCGAGGUCCUGCAGCUCAUCGACAAUGCAAGGAAGACGAACCAGCUGGCAGGCCAGCUGACGCCGGAGCUGGACGCGGUGGUGAGUCUCUCCGCCUACAACAUCAAGCUGGUGUGGAGGGACGGAGAGGACAUCAUCCUCAGGGUGCCCAUCCACGACAUCGCCGCCGUCUCCUACAUCCGGGACGACUCGUUGCACCUGGUGGUGCUCAAGACGGCCCAGGAGUCCGGGGGUUCUCCGUGCCCCAGCUCCUGUCCGGACCUCAACAAGUCCCAGACCCUGGGCUCCCUGUCGGAGAGCGGCGCGGGGCUGGUGGAGGUGUGCUGCCUGCUGGUGCUGGCCGUGGAGAACAAGGCGACGGCGGAGGAGCUGUGUCUGCUGCUCAGCCAGGUGUUCCAGAUCGUCUACACAGAGUCCACCAUCGACUUUCUGGACCGGGCCAUAUUCGACGGCGCCACCACACCCACCAGGCACCUGUCCCUGUACAGCGACUCCUCGAGCAAGGUGGACGCAAAAGAGGCCUUCGAAGCUGAGGCCAGCACAUUUUCCUUCGAGGGCUCCCUGGAGGCGGCCGACAGCUCCCCCUCCACGCCCGCCUCCCCCCAGACCAAGGCGGCCAGCGAGGGGGAGCUGAGCACCACCGCGGCGGAGCUGCUCCAGGACUACAUGACCACGUUACGCACCAAGCUGUCGUCUCAGGAGAUCCAGCAGUUCGCCACGCUGCUUCACGAGUACCGCAACGGAGCCUCCAUCCACGAGUUCUGCAUCAACCUGAGACAGCUCUACGGGGACAGCAGGAAGUUCCUCCUCCUGGGCCUGCGUCCCUUCAUCCCCGAGAAGGACAGCCAGCACUUUGAGAACUUCCUGGAGACCAUCGGCGUGAAGGACGGCCGCGGCAUCAUCACCGACAGCUUCGGCCGCUACCGCCGCACCGCGAGCUCCGCCUCCGACUCCACCGCCAACGGGGCCGGGACGGUGGGCGGGGACAGCACCCACAGCGGGGGGGGCGGCGACGCCCCGGCCCCCUCGGAGGGCGACGAGUGGGACCGCAUGAUCACCGACAUCAGCAACGACAUCGAGGCGUUGGGCGUCAGCAUGGACCAGGACGGCGGGGUCUCGCCCUGACACGCCCCCCCCCCCAUGGGACCCGUGGGUGCCUGCCAACCCACAGACCCUCAUCCCUGGAACAGUGGAUCGAGGAACAAUAACAACAACAACAACGGCGCUAAACGAGAGGCACUGACAUUUCAUGACACUUUCAUAAUGUUUUUUUUUUUUUUGCCCCCCCAACUUUGAAGGAGACAAGUCUGUGAAACUUUAAUGGUAUCUUAACCCUUACGGCCCUACAGGGCAGCUCCCGGUUAUUCUGAUGUGCUACCAGGUGGUCUCUUUGCACCUGGUAGCACAAGCUAGGCGUCUAUUGUUGUAAGCUCUUCGUUCAACAACAUUUCAACCAGAUGUCGAUGAGUCCUCUACUCACUAAUUGCUGUAUUUCUAAAGAUACCCAUAGCCUAUGACGUUUAACAGAUUAUUUUGUUGUAUCUAUUGUUUAUAAAGCUUUAUUGGCAGUAUCUGCCUCGCGUGUAGACAAUGUAGCGAUUUACCCCAGCGGUUUUUGAGGGUUUAUGAUUAUAAUAAUCAAUAUCCCCUCUAUAGACUCUGGAGUAUUAAAGAAUCAAUAUCCAAAGGGCGAUGUACAAGCUGUGGAAUAUUAUAGACUGUUAUUGGAUGCUUUUUGUUCUUUAUCCACUUCCACUUCCCUUUAACCCCGGCCCCUCUCCCUCCAUGUGUUCUUCGAUUAACUUUUUGUUUAUUCUUUGCUUAUAUGGUUCAUAUAUAUUUAAUAUUUUAGUCAUCGCUUUAAUACGUGUAUUGUCAAUGUGUAAUAGACAACGUCUAAUAGUCCUUUUUACAGUGCCUUUUCACGGUGCUCUGUGAAAAGGACUAUUAGUUUGCCAACAAAGGAAAUGCCAUUUGGGUGAGGAGGACCAGAACUGACAAAGCCAGAGAGCCAAUGAUGGACAGGGUUUGAUGUUUAGUCUCUCUCUUCAAUUUAGAUCAGUAACGAAGUGUCGUGUUACUGUGAUAUUCCCAUAUAGCGGUUAUGGUGCCUUUCACUCUGCAGUACUGUUGCCAAGCUGGCGAUAUGAGCUGUGUCUGUACAGCGGACAUGUCAUGGAUAUUAAAUAACAAUUACUUCACAUUA
This is a messenger RNA of Gadus morhua (Atlantic cod), 2842 nucleotides long. It is a transcript of the gene ccm2, whose product is annotated as CCM2 scaffold protein. Bases 379 to 1761 code for a protein of 460 amino acids. The record is from RefSeq and is a predicted model, not a curated record. The transcript has 10 exons. Gene Ontology annotation, biological process: vasculogenesis; heart development. Lineage: Eukaryota; Metazoa; Chordata; Actinopteri; Gadiformes; Gadidae.